GUGAGUUGCAUUUUCAGAAAUAGGACAUGCGAUGGCAGACGACAGCAAUUGUCUCUGCAUAUUCAAAGCAGCUCGUCGCAAAUUCCUAACCUUCUUCUUCUGAUCCCAUUCCCACAUCCCUUCCACCCCACCUACUCUCUCUCUCUCCGCCGAUUACUACUCCAAUUGCAGAGCAGCUCAAAAGCGAGAUCGUUUUGAUGGCUUGCAUUCGUAACCCGUUUGAGAGCAUACUGAAGACUCUUGAAAAGCCUGGUGGCGGUGAAUUUGGCAAGUACUACAGCUUACCUGCUCUCGAUGAUCCAAGAAUCGACAGGCUUCCUUACUCGAUAAGAAUACUUCUCGAAUCAGCGAUUCGUAACUGCGAUGAGUUUCAAGUUACGAGCAAGGAUGUUGAGAAAAUUAUUGAUUGGAAGAACACUUCACCCAGGCAGGUUGAAAUUCCAUUUAAGCCUGCUAGAGUGCUUCUUCAGGAUUUUACUGGUGUUCCUGCUGUUGUUGAUCUUGCCUGCAUGCGUGAUGCUAUGAACCAGCUUGGUGGUGAUUCUAAUAAAAUUAACCCAUUGGUUCCUGUUGACCUUGUUAUUGAUCACUCAGUCCAAGUUGAUGUAGCAAGGUCAGAAAAUGCAGUGCAGGCAAAUAUGGAACUUGAGUUCCGACGGAAUAAAGAAAGAUUCAGUUUUCUCAAAUGGGGAUCAAAUGCAUUCCAUAACAUGCUUGUUGUUCCUCCAGGAUCUGGGAUAGUCCAUCAGGUGAAUCUGGAAUACCUUGCCAGAGUCGUAUUCAAUACAGAUGGCAUCCUUUAUCCUGAUAGCGUUGUCGGAACAGAUUCCCACACAACUAUGAUAGAUGGCCUAGGUGUUGCUGGCUGGGGAGUUGGGGGGAUAGAGGCAGAAGCUGCAAUGCUUGGCCAGCCAAUGAGCAUGGUUUUGCCCGGUGUAGUUGGGUUUAAAUUAUUGGGAAAAUUGAGAGAUGGCGUGACAGCUACUGAUUUGGUUUUAACAGUGACUCAAAUGCUUAGGAAGCAUGGGGUUGUUGGCAAGUUUGUCGAGUUUUAUGGGGAAGGCAUGAGCGAAUUAGCACUUGCUGAUCGUGCCACAAUUGCCAACAUGUCUCCUGAGUAUGGAGCAACUAUGGGCUUCUUUCCUGUCGAUCAUGUCGCACUGCAAUAUCUGAAGCUGACUGGGAGAAGUGAUGAAACAGUUUCUUUAAUAGAGUCCUAUUUGCGGGCAAACAGGAUGUUUGUGGACUACCGUGAGCCCCAGAUCGAGAGAGUGUACUCUUCCUCUCUAGAGUUGAAUCUUGAGGAUGUUGAACCAUGCAUCUCUGGGCCAAAGAGGCCACAUGAUCGAGUUCCUUUGAAAGAAAUGAAAGUGGACUGGCAUGCAUGCCUAGACAAUAAAGUUGGAUUUAAGGGAUUUGCUGUGCCAAAGGAAUCUCAAAAUAAGGUUGUAGAGUUUACCUUCCAUGGCUCUCCUGCACAACUAAGACAUGGGGAUGUUGUCAUAGCAGCCAUCACUAGUUGCACAAAUACCUCAAACCCUAGUGUAAUGCUUGGAGCUGCUUUGGUUGCCAAGAAAGCAUGUGAAUUAGGAUUGGAGGUGAAGCCAUGGAUUAAGACAAGUCUUGCUCCAGGUUCUGGGGUUGUAACAAAGUAUUUGGAGAAAAGUGGCUUACAGAAGUAUUUGAAUCAUCUGGGUUUUCAUAUUGUUGGGUAUGGAUGCACCACUUGCAUCGGGAAUUCUGGAGAUAUUGAUGAAGCAGUGGCCUCAGCUGUCACCGAAAAUGACAUAGUGGCUGCAGCUGUAUUGUCUGGAAAUAGGAAUUUUGAGGGCCGUGUACAUCCUUUAACAAGGGCUAAUUAUCUUGCUUCUCCACCGCUUGUGGUUGCCUAUGCUCUUGCUGGCACGGUUGACAUUGAUUUUGAAACAGAACCCUUGGGGCUGGGAAAGGAUGGAAAGAAGAUAUUUUUCAGGGAUAUUUGGCCAUCCAGUGAAGAAGUUGCAUAUGUUGUGCAAUCAAGCGUUCUUCCAGAUAUGUUCAAGGCUACAUAUGAAGCGAUCACAAAAGGAAAUCCAAUGUGGAAUCAGUUGUCAGUACCUUCCAGCACACUCUAUGUUUGGGACCCGACGUCAACUUACAUACAUGAGCCACCCUAUUUUAAAAAUAUGACCAUGUCCCCUCCAGGCCCGCAUGGAGUGAAUGAUGCCUACUGCUUGCUCAACUUUGGAGACAGUAUUACAACCGAUCACAUCUCUCCAGCUGGCAGCAUCCACAAAGAUAGUCCUGCAGCCAAAUACCUAAUGGAGCAUGGGGUAGAUAGAAGAGACUUCAACUCUUAUGGAAGUCGUCGUGGUAACAAUGAGGUUAUGGCAAGAGGUACAUUUGCUAAUAUCCGUAUUGUGAACAAACUAUUGAAAGGAGAAGUUGGGCCUAAAACAAUUCACAUUCCCACUGGAGAGAAGCUCUCUGUGUUUGAUGCUGCCAUGAGAUACAAGAAUGAUGGACAUGAUACCAUAAUCUUAGCUGGGGCCGAGUAUGGGAGUGGAAGUUCUCGCGACUGGGCUGCGAAGGGCCCAAUGCUACUGGGUGUCAAAGCAGUCAUAGCAAAAAGCUUUGAGCGGAUUCACCGCAGUAAUCUGGUUGGCAUGGGUAUCAUUCCCUUGUGUUUCAAGCCUGGUGAGGAUGUCGAGACUCUUGGUUUGACCGGCCAUGAGCGCUACAGCAUUGACCUUCCAAGCCAUGUGCAUGAGAUAAGACCUGGUCAAGAUGUCACAGUUGUCACGGAUAAUGGGCGAUCCUUUACCUGUACCAUAAGAUUUGAUACAGAGGUGGAGCUGGCUUAUUUCGAUCAUGGAGGCAUUCUGCAAUAUGCCAUUAGGAGUUUGAUCAAUGCAAGACAUUAAAUCUGCAACGAAAGGAUAUUAUUUUAGCAUUUGGAAACCUGCCAGCGUUUUCUUCUCUGGACUAGCCAAGAAACAUGUGGGAAAUUUGUUUCAUUGAUUUACUUGGAGGUGUUGACAAGAAGCUCAACCUGUUUAGUCUCAAUAAGUAGUGACGUGACUGUACCCAUUACCAUUUAACAUAUCUUAAAUGGUCAACAGAAGAAGUAAUUUUUCUGUAUGGUUUACUGUCAUAGUUCAAAUUAUAAGAGAACUCAAUGCUCUUAAUGCUAUUGCUUCCCUUUUUAUUUUUAUUUUUAUUUUUGUUUGUGUUGGUGGUGUAUGACAGACUGUACUAUUUAUUAAAUAAGGGAAUCUGAGAUGUCAAUUUGCA
Molecule: messenger RNA, 3273 nt
Organism: Malania oleifera
Lineage: Eukaryota; Viridiplantae; Streptophyta; Magnoliopsida; Santalales; Ximeniaceae
Product: aconitate hydratase 1
Exons: 21
Coding region: 198-2903 (901 amino acids)
Biological process (GO): tricarboxylic acid cycle; citrate metabolic process
Cellular component (GO): cytosol; mitochondrion
Molecular function (GO): aconitate hydratase activity; 4 iron, 4 sulfur cluster binding
Source: RefSeq, a predicted model, not a curated record